AUGUGUGGAGUCUUGACUCUUGAGUCUACUGUUUUAGAAUAUGACGGACCAGGAUACGUUAAAAAGAACUGUUUAUAUUAUAAAGAAGGCUUACAGAAUAUCUCUAAGGCAGCUAUUCUCCAAAAUAGGACCGAUGUCUCAUUACGUGGAUUUGAAACACCAACACCAAAGAAUGUUACAAGAGAAACAGAACAUGAAGAUGAUACUGAGGAUCAAACUAUCACUGGAGGUAAAAAUGUUUCUUGGAUUGUAGACAAAAAAAAUAGGGUAAUACAAAUGCUCAAUGAUAUAACGGAGGAGGAGAAAGAAACGGCAAAUAAUAUAGAACAGGAGAUUAAAUCACUAUUGCACGAAGUUAUUUCUCGUGACAUCAAUAUGUCUAAAAAGAAACUUAACCAGCGGAAAGGACUAAAUGACCAUUUGAAAGAGAAUUCGCGUUACACUUUGGCAAGUGCCAAAGACUGCAAUUCUCAGAAGGAAGAUGACAAGCGCAGAUCUGCUGGAAAGGAGAUCGAUGCAAUUAUUACUUUAAAAGAUGAAAGUUGUUGA
Molecule: messenger RNA, 549 nt
Organism: Rhizophagus irregularis DAOM 181602=DAOM 197198
Lineage: Eukaryota; Fungi; Glomeromycota; Glomeromycetes; Glomerales; Glomeraceae
Source: RefSeq, a predicted model, not a curated record